This is a messenger RNA of Racocetra persica, 133 nucleotides long. The record is from the annotation of a GenBank genome assembly. NCBI's taxonomy places the organism in Eukaryota, Fungi, Glomeromycota, Glomeromycetes, Diversisporales, Gigasporaceae.
AUGGGGAAUCUUCGUCAAAUAACAUAUAAGGCACGAAAUUUGUAUAAUAUAUUCAGUGAAGUUGGUAUUGAAGUACUAAGUGGAGGUUGCCCAAAUUGGAUUAAUUGUUUAAGAAUGACCGGUCUAAUGGAUU